AUCAUCAUUUAUUCAUGAGAGUGCAGAAGUGAGUAAUUGAAAUAGAGAGAGAGAGAAUGUCUACGGCGAGAGGAGGAGGAGGAAGAAGUCAGAGAUGGAGCGUGCAACCGCUUACUCCAUUAAUGGAAGGACCAGAUCUGGAAGAGAUACUACAAGAGGAAGGAAUAGGAAGAAAGGAGAUCUCUAAUUGGGAUGCCAUUCGCGAAUGGUUUCGUCUCCAAACUACCAAUUCUAAUUCUAAUUCAAAUUCAAAAGGAACAUUCUCAAUCAUGUCCAACAUUCUCUACGGCGACAAUCACGCCAAUGUUAAUCCAGCCAAGAUGCAAGACUUAAGACUUCUCCUCGGUGUCCUAGGAUGUCCUUUAGCUCCAAUUCCUCUUUCAACCGACCAACUCCACACUCCACUCAUCAUCACCAAGAACAGCAUUCCCUUCGAGACUUCGACGGCCAAUUAUAUAAUACAGCAGUACUUAGCCGCGUCUGGAUGCUUCAAGCAGAAAGAUGGCAAGGAGACUGUGAAGAAUAUGUACGCGACAGGAGUCCUCAACAUGAUAUGCUGCGAGACCGAGGUUUCAACCGGAGGUGGAGGAGGAGUUGAAGGAGGAGUGAGGAGUUUCGGGACUAAGAGCGGUGAGAGCGGAUGUUUCGUGGUUUGGCAAAUGUCUCCAGGGAUGUGGUCUCUUGAACUCUCUGUUGGAUCCGCCUAUAAAGUGGUUGCCGGUAGCGACGGUAAGAUCGUUUGGCGUCACACUCCAUGGCUUGGUACUCAUGCCGCCAAGGGCCCCCACCGCCCUCUCCGUCGCCUAAUCCAGGGUUUGGAUCCUAAGAGCACAGCUAGACUAUUCGAGGAAGCAUUAUUAAUGGGAGAAAGAAGAAUCGGGGAGGAAGAUUGCUUCGUCCUCAAGGUAUCGGCUGAUCGAGCAGCCGUAACAGAGAGGAACGACGGGCCAGCCGAAGUCCUACGACACGUCUUGUACGGUUACUUCAGCCAGAAGAGUGGUCUCCUGAUCUACCUCGAGGACUCUCACUUGACGCGUGUCAUGCACACGAUUAACGAUAACAAAACCGACGGCGAUGAUUCAGCGGUGUAUUGGGAGACUACGAUAGGGAGUAGUAUAGGGGAUUACAGGGACGUGGAUGGAUUGAUGAUUGCACAUAGGGGGAGGACGGUUGCUACGGUUUUCAGGUUCGGGGAUGAUUUGACGAUGCAGUAUAGUAGAACUCGAAUGGAGGAGUUGUGGAGGAUUCAUGAUGUUGUUUUCAAUGUCCCGGGUCUUUCGGCGGAUUCCUUCAUUCCUCCUGCCGAUAUUUUCCAUUCGCUUGGUUAAUAAUUUUUAGGGUUUGGCUAAUUGGUAUAAUUUUUCCUAAUUGCUCACUCAAUGAAGAGAGGCAUGACAUGAAAGGAGAGUCAAGUCAUGUAUGCUAGUGCACUCAUAUUUUUACUAAGAUUAUUAAUGUGUACAAAUGUAUUUCUGUGUUAUGA
Impatiens glandulifera is the source of this 1483-nucleotide messenger RNA. RefSeq lists its product as uncharacterized. NCBI's taxonomy places the organism in Eukaryota, Viridiplantae, Streptophyta, Magnoliopsida, Ericales, Balsaminaceae. The record is from RefSeq and is a predicted model, not a curated record. Bases 57 to 1328 code for a protein of 423 amino acids. The transcript has 3 exons.